Messenger RNA from Tetranychus urticae (two-spotted spider mite), 2026 nucleotides. The record is from RefSeq and is a predicted model, not a curated record. Lineage: Eukaryota; Metazoa; Arthropoda; Arachnida; Trombidiformes; Tetranychidae.
AUUUUGGCCAAUUUAACCAAUUUUAUUCAACCCGUGAUUUAAAAUUACUCCUCCUCAAAAUAAAGAUUUAUCAUUUAACAGUAAACUCCCAAUGAUCAAUUGAUCAUUUGAUUAAAACGCGUUUAUUGGUAAACCUUAUUUCUUAGCAGACGAUAUCCAUUACUCAACAACAAACAUCAUAUGUUUACAAGUAUAUCUUUUGCAUGUGAAAAGUAACUCAUUUUAUAACUUAAAUCGGAUUUGCCAUGUUUUUGAUUAAAUACAUUCCAACAAAGAUGAAUAUUAAAAUUUACCAUGACCAGUCGCAUCAGCCUAUUUCCAACUCACCAUCUACAGCUGAGACUAGAAACUUUUACUCAGAAAUGCGACCAUCAUCUCGAUUUUAUAAUUUUUCGCCAAAAUCUCGAACUUUAAACAUCCCCAAUGAAUCCAGAUACCAUGAACUGGUUGAGAAAUAUGCUCCUAAAGAGGAAGACGAUGGAAUAGAUUCUUUCUUCGACAAGGAACCCUUAAUUGGCUCCAAAGGUUCCUGGUCCUCGGAUAGACCAUCAUUUGAUGAUAUGCCAGAUUUUCCUGAGCCAAACUUUCAUGAAUCAGAGACUCCAUCAUCAACACCUGAACCACCUCAUCAUACAGCCCCAAGAAGUUCACGAUCUCAUUCCUCUCCACCAUCAAACUCUCCCCGCCAGGGCCGUUAUCAUGACGAUGAUCCUCCUCAUCCUCGUCCUCACUCUCACCCCGACUCUCACUCUCAUCAUCGUUCUCACCCUCACUCUCAUACUCACCCUCAUCGUCAAUCUCAUCGCUCUCGCUCUCACUCUCACCCAAACUCCUAUUCAAAUCCACAAUCUAGCUCUCGAUCACAAAACCAUCCUCCUCCCUACUCUCAUCCGCCAGUACCUAGCCGACCGCCACCUACUCAUUAUCGAUCUGCCGAACACUCAGAUGAUUCAAGAGGCAAGGUUUACGAUGAUUUACGCGGAUAUGAGCAAGGAUUAGGAAGUAAUCAUCAUUUGUCAAGCUUUGAAUCUCCAUCUCCUUACUUUACUCCAGGUUCAGAUGCCGAUGAUGGUAACCAUAGGACCAUUGGAUCUGCUUCAGGACCCAUUCAAUUCAACAGUAAUAUUCAUCAUGGUUCUGGUUCUGGUGAGUUGUCCUUUUCUAAAGAUAAUGUACUCUUAAGUUCAUCAGGGCCAGCAGGUUUUGAGUACAUUAAUCGAAUCGCUUCAAGUCCACAAGAUGAGAUGAACUCAUUUUCCUUUAAUUCAGGAUCACUUGAACCAGUAUUGUUUAGUGCUAAUCAUGAACAAGAUCAAUAUAAUGGCCUAGCUGGUAGUCAAGAUGGAUUUGCAGCUUAUAUUGCUGGGUUACCUUUAGCUCCUUAAUUUAUUAAUAUUCAGUCUUUUUUCACAAUAUCAUAUCUUGAUCACUCAUCACUCUAUUUUGUUGCAUGUGCUACUUUUCGAUACUAUUUUUCGCUCAGUCAAUCAAAUUCUAAAUACUCAUCAAUAUAUUGGCUAAAUUGUUUUAGUUAAGCUUCUCACAAUGAGAACAGAUUGUUGCAGCAAUGGCCAUAACUUGAUUCAAUGUGCAUAAAAAAUGUACUCCAAUCAUAUGUUAAUCGAUGUUGGUCUGCAAACUGUGUCAUUUUAAGUUUUUAUUUGUUAUGAGAAGUGAAUGUUAAAUGUUCAAAUGUUUUAUUUAAUCGUAAAUAUAAAGAUAACUAACAAUUUAUUAUUGUCUGAACUCUUUGUCUCCUAUCAUUAUCUACUAUCGCUAUUGAAGUAUAAAUAACAUCUUAUUAUACAAAACAACAAAUGCAAAAGAUAAUGAAUGAAAUCAUUGAAAUAAAAUAAGUAUUGCAAGAUGUUACACCUUUAAUGAUGGGUGUUUUAGUUUUUUUUGGUUCAUAAUUACCGAACCGAUUCAUGGCCUUGGUUCAUUUCUUAAAUACAAAAAAGAGUUGAAUCAUUAAAUGGAAUCCAUUCCUAAGUUAAUUACUUUAGUUUACUCAUGAGGCAUAAAA